AUGUACGAGGACUGCGUGAAGUCCACAGAAGACUAUUACCUCUUCUGUGACAAUGAGGGGCCAUGGACCAUCGUUCUGGAGUCCUUGGCGGUGAUUGGCAUAGUGGUUACAAUAUUGCUGCUCCUGGCAGUCCUCUUCCUCAUGCGGAGAGUGCAGGACUGCAGCCAGUGGAACGUGCUUCCCACACAGUUCCUCUUCCUGCUCGGUGUGCUGGGGCUCUUUGGACUUGCUUUUGCCUUCAUCAUCCAGCUCAACCAACAAACCGCCCCUGUCCGCUACUUCCUCUUUGGGGUUCUCUUUGCUAUCUGUUUCUCCUGCCUCUUGGCUCACGCUUCCAAUCUGGUGAAGCUGGUCCGCGGUAGAGUCUCCUUCUGCUGGACAACAAUCCUGUUUAUUGCUAUUGGUGUCAGCCUGUUGCAGAUCAUCAUUGCCAUAGAGUACGUGACCCUCAUCAUGACAAGAGGGUCGAUGUUCGUGCACAUGACACCCUGUGAGCUCAACAUAGACUUUGUCUGUCUCCUGAUCUAUGUCCUCUUCCUGAUGGCCCUCACGUUCUUUGUUUCCAAGGCCACCUUCUGUGGCCCGUGUGAGAACUGGAAGCAGCACGGGAGGCUCAUCUUUGCCACUGUGCUGAUCUCCAUCAUUAUCUGGGUGGUGUGGAUCUCCAUGCUCCUGAGAGGCAACCCUCAGCUCCAGCGACAGCCGCAGUGGGACGACGCGGUCAUUUGCAUUGGCCUCGUCACCAACGCCUGGGUCUUCCUGCUGCUGUAUAUCAUCCCCGAGCUGUGCAUCCUCUACAGAUCAAGUAGGCAGGAGUGUCCUCCGCAAGGCAACGUCUGCCAGGUCCCAGUCUACCAGCGCAGCUUCAGGAUGGAGAACCAGGAGCUCUCCAGAGCCCGAGACAGUGACGGAGCUGAGGAGGAUGUAGCUCUAACUGCACAUGGUACUCCCAUUCAGCUGCAGACUGUUGAUCCCAGUCAGGAGUAUCUCAUCCCACGAGCUACACUCAGCCCACAGCAAGAUGCGGGAUUAUAG
This is a messenger RNA of Arvicola amphibius (Eurasian water vole), 1035 nucleotides long. It is a transcript of the gene Gprc5d, whose product is annotated as G protein-coupled receptor class C group 5 member D. NCBI's taxonomy places the organism in Eukaryota, Metazoa, Chordata, Mammalia, Rodentia, Cricetidae. The transcript has 3 exons. The record is from RefSeq and is a predicted model, not a curated record. Gene Ontology annotation, cellular component: signaling receptor complex; intracellular membrane-bounded organelle; extracellular exosome. Bases 1 to 1035 code for a protein of 344 amino acids. Gene Ontology annotation, molecular function: protein kinase activator activity; G protein-coupled receptor activity; sevenless binding. Gene Ontology annotation, biological process: visual perception; G protein-coupled receptor signaling pathway.